Molecule: messenger RNA, 1456 nt
Organism: Mugil cephalus (flathead mullet)
Lineage: Eukaryota; Metazoa; Chordata; Actinopteri; Mugiliformes; Mugilidae
Gene: cebpg
Product: CCAAT enhancer binding protein gamma
Exons: 2
Coding region: 403-963 (186 amino acids)
Biological process (GO): regulation of transcription by RNA polymerase II; DNA-templated transcription
Molecular function (GO): RNA polymerase II cis-regulatory region sequence-specific DNA binding; DNA-binding transcription factor activity, RNA polymerase II-specific
Source: RefSeq, a predicted model, not a curated record
UCCGUCCUUCCCCGAUGAAGUCAUACAUUGAUUACGGCAACACAACCCGCCGCUCCUAUUGGUCCAAUCAGCUGCCAAUCACGCGCAGCAUUGCAUCACCUAUCUGUGAUUGGUCGAGCGCCCCCUACGGUGCCGCCCACUCGCCGCUGAUUGGCUGAUGCGGGACAUUGCCGUACAUGGUAAAAGAUAUUUCGCAAUCGACUGCUGUCCAUGUUCCAAACAAAAACACUCCGAGCUCACGGCGACGGAAUUAAAGUCCAACUUUCUACCGUAACUUUUCUGACGUUGACGGAUGGUUGAGUCCCCCGCCGCCCUGUGAAGGCCCCGCCCCCUGGAGGACCGUGCUACCUGUUCACCUGAGGACGCUCUGGUCGGAUUCUCUCCUGCAGGCAUCACAUCCAAAUGAGCCGGCCGCCGCAGCCGAAACCCACCACAUCUGACCAGAACGGCGUGAGCGUCAUCCAGAGCCAGGCCCACGCCUCCUCCUCCUCCUCCUCCUCCUCCUCCUCCAUACCGACUCCCUUAGCCGGACUGCAGCAGGUCCCCCAGCUCGCCCCCCAACUCGUCCCUCAGAUCGUCCCCCAGCUCGUCCCCCAGCUCGUCCCCGCUAACCCUUCCAGCGGAGGAGGCAAAGCUCCCCCCCCCAGCAAGAUGAAGAAGCCCCAGACGGACAAGGACAGCGAGGAGUACCGGCAGCGCCGCGAGCGCAACAACCUGGCGGUGAAGAAGAGCCGCAUGCGCAGCAAACAGAAGGCGAUGGACACGCAGCAGCGCGUCAACGAGCUGAAGGAGGAGAACGAGCGUCUGGAGGCCAAGAUCAAGCUGCUGAGCAAAGAGCUGAGCGUCCUCAAAGACCUCUUCCUGGAGCACGCCCACAACCUGGCCGACAACGUGCAGCCGCCCCCCGCCACCACCGAGGCCUCCAGCCCCACCCCCAAUGCCACCUCCGCCAAUGGGCAGUGACCUGGGAGGGGGUGGAGCCACGGGGACUUUUGUGGAAACGAGGCCUCGCGUUUCUUCUUCACCUGAGAUCAAACUGGACUGAGCGUCUGCAACGACCCCCCCCCCCAGUGUAAAGGAUGUAAAGCAGAGGUCCUGGUCCUGGUCCUGGUUCUGGUCCUGGUCCUGGUCCCGACCCUAACUCAGUGUGUUAACUAGUAAGACUCCUGAACGCGUUUCUUCUUCACUGCUUUUCUUUAUUUAAUCCGUCUAUGUGCCCACCCCCAAACAUGGCGUCCCACAAUCCACCUGGAAUCAGGAAGCAUCGGCUGGAGAGACUUUAAAGUCGGACCGGAAGCUUUACCACUGAUUAAUUGAUGAAUGAAUUAAUUGAGGGGACGAGGGGACGAUGUGAACUCUGGAAACCUCUGGAGACAGCCUCUAAACAAAGAUGGCCGCCGCAGGAUGUAAAUGUUUAAAUUUGUUUUGAGAACUGACCAGCUGCUUCUACACGUUU